AUUGAGAAUUCCUUUAUUUUGAAGUUUGUUAAAAUUAUUUACUUUUUACUUUUGGACAAUUAUUAUUAUGAACAUGAAGUCAGUUCCAAAUUGAAAUUGUUUACAGAAAGCAAGUUUGUUUACAAUUAUAUAGUUAUAAAAUACUAAUAGCAUUAUAAUAAAUAUGUUUAAAUAUUGACAUGCUAACAAUACAAAACCCGUUACAAAUGCAAUAUGAGGUCUUCUGUUUUCAAUUGAAGUCGCUUAGAAAUUACGUAUUUUCAAUUUACCGUCAGUUUGCGUGGACUGACCAGAGAUUGAUAUAAAACCAAUAAAUUAAUUGGACCAUCGAUUUAUUCAAUAAAAUAUCAAUGAUUUAUCGCCGUAGAUCUUCAUUUUCAAUCAUUUAAUAACGCAUUUGUCUUUUCAGAAGCCCAGACAGGCUUGAUUUAUCUUACGUAUCCAUGUUCUUGUACACAUGUAUUCAAUUUAAACACCCAGUCCUACUUUCAACCUUAUAAACUUGAAUUUAAGGGUUUCUUACAUGUUGCAGGGGCUAUCGUUUUGAAUGUAAUGUAAUGGGUCAAUGCCAAGAAAUAAUGAUAAAGUAUUAUGUGUUUUACUCCUGUGUGAUAGUACCUAAUGAUGAUACGUCGUGAAAAAUAUAUUUUAUUUUGUUUUGUUCAUUUUGUGUUAUAUUUAAGGAACGUAGUUUUUAUAAUUUUAUAUUUCGUAUGUAUACUUUAUAUUAUAAGAUUGUUGCCUAAAGUUUAAAGUACUCCAGUUUCAACUCACUUAAGCGAUCGUACGAUCGCACUCAGCUAGUGUCAAAUGGGUCAAUGAACAGACGCACAUCAAUUUGAGAGCAAAAAAUGUAAUCGAUACAAUGAUAAUGCGGUCUCUCGCUAAUUGUCAACUUAUCAAAUGAGGCCUGCAGAGGAAAACAGUGCAAAAUGACGAUUUUUUUAAGCGGUCAUUUCAUGAGGCGUCACGCGAAUCGACCUGGUUGUUCACGAGUCGAAACAGGUAAAGGAACCGUUUCCGCCGCUGUCGCGUGGUUCCUGGACCGCGCCAAAUGGGUCAUAAAAAUUGAGUUUCCGCGAGACGGUGACCCAGCAGACAAUAGGCGAAUACCGCAUUGUCUAUUGUCGACGCCUUCAGACUGGCCGCAAUGAAUGGGACAAGUUCACAUCGAGCGACCCACGACGCGCCCGACGAGGACGGAGAUUGAGGAGCGGCGAACGAGCGAAAGGGACACAUUCCGCACGGCGGACACUCACUCGCCGCACGGUUCGGUUUUGUUGUGAGGAGCAGUCCAGUUGGUUCGCGAGCGGCGCACGAGUCGAACUGCUCUCGCGCGAUAACAGCUGCCCGGCUCGGUGACUCGCUGCGACGCGGAGCAUGCACGAGUCGCAUUACCGCAGGCGCCGCGCCUCGCCGCGCUCGCACCGAUAACAUCUGCAAAAUCUGAUAUUUAGGCCGGCGAUAUCGCGAUAGAGUUCGAUUUCGAGUUGCGCGACGGUCUGCCGGCGACGUGCGCGGCCAUGUGAGCGCUCCCCGCCCGACGGGAGCGACAACCGAACAAAAAAGCAGCCCGCUGAUGUCUACCCCUCCCGGACGAUACAAAAAAGGGAUAAAAACGUUAUUCCUGGAACGUACACAUGUGGACGCCGGGUGAUCGUGGUUGCUAGUGUUGAUUCUGCAGUACCGCCAUGAUGCCUCGAAGAAGUAGGUGGAUGCACAUGGUGACUGGGCUCGUGGCCGGCGUCGUGUUCGGAGUGUUUCUCAAGCUGUGUUUGAGGACUUCCUCGCGGACGAGCAUAGAGGCUUGUCCGGAGUCGGCCCGCUCGUAUGCGGACCCGGAACCGCUAGCCUUAAUAGGUCUCAACCCGAACGAGACUGUUCAUAAUUCAAACAGAACUCUAGUGUUUGUCGGUGUGAUGACGGCCGAACAAUAUUUGACGACGAGAGCGAGGGCAGUGUACGACACCUGGGCCCAGGACCUGCCGGGGCGUAUCGCGUUUUUCAGUUCAGAAGUGUCUCGGGCCCCGGGUUUGCCCCUCGUGCCGCUGCGCAACGUAGACGACAGUUAUCCUCCUCAGAAAAAAUCUUUCCUCAUGUUGUUGCACAUGUACGAAAAGUAUGGGGAGAAAUUCGAGUGGUUCAUGAGAGCGGACGAUGAUGUAUACGUAAGAGGUGAUAAAUUAGAGGAAUUCCUGCGUUCGGUGGACAGCCGCAAGCCUCAGUUCAUAGGGCAAGCUGGUAGGGGAACCAACGAUGAAAAAGAUGUGCUAGCUUUGGACUAUAAUGAGAACUUCUGUAUGGGUGGUCCUGGUGUACUGAUUUCUCGUGAGACCCUGCGGAGAGUGGCCCCUCACGUGAAGUACUGCUUGAAGCACCUGUACUCCACUCACGAGGACGUGGAGCUGGGUCGCUGUGUCGCCAAGUUUGCCGGUGUAUCCUGUACUUGGAGUUAUGAUAUGCAAACGAUUCUCCAUCACAAUGGCAGCGGCGAGGCUGCCUACACCGGUCGGUUGAAAGCCAGAGAGGUGCACCGAGCCAUCACCUUGCAUCCGGUGAAAGACCAUCGCCAGAUGUACAGAAUACAUUCAUAUUUCAAGAACUUUCGUAUCCAAGAACUUCGCGAACGUUCCCUGGAUCUCCACCGGGACAUCUCCUCGGCGCUUCGGGAGCUCUCUAUUCCCCGGGACGAGGUCGAUGACUUUGUCUUACCCGGAGACGUCCCGCUGUUCCCGGCCAAGAUUGGGGAGCCAGGAUACUUGGGGGAUAAUAAAAUAUUAGGUGCCCCGAUAGACAUGAAUCGGUACAAGCCCUCCAAUCUAGACGAUAUCGUCAUAUUCGACUUCAUCAGCAAGAGCCUGUACUCCGCCUACCACUCAAACCCGAAAAGACGAGUGGAGCUACCCCUGAAAGAAGCUAUGGAUGAUGUUAUCAGAGAAGUUAUGGAGAUUAUUAAUGCACCGUCUCGUCAACGAGGACGUGUGAUUGACUUCAACGAGCUUCUGUACGGAUACACCAGGCUCCAGCCGGUGCACGGGGCCGAUCACAUCUUGGAUCUGCUGUUGAAGUACAGGAGAUACAGAGGAAGGAAAAUGACAGCGGCAGUUAGACGACAUGCUUAUUUGCAGCAGUCAUUUACAGGUAUGGAGAUAAGAGAGUUACCAAUGGGAGAUCCGCCUCCAUUUGAAGAUCCAGCCAUACUAGAAAAGACUGAGAAUGGAUUAUAUCCGAACGACUACGAGGACUUUGACGAGUCCAGUGCUCAACAGAGCAGCUUUUUGGACUUCGGUAAAUUAAAAGUCAAGGAAGCUCUCGAAACUGGUCUUCAGAAGAUCCAGAACAACUUACCCAAGGUGUUGAAGUGGAAUAGUGAUGAUUCUGAAGAGUACCCGGUGUAUGACAGAAAAAUACACUUCGUUCUGCCCCUAUCUGGUAGACAAGAGACAUUCGGUAGAUUCAUGAAGAACUACGAAGAUAUAGUUUUAAAAAGCAGUCAAGCUGCCUCUCUAAUUGUCGUAGCUUAUUUAGAUAGCAAACAUCCAUUGGAUUAUAGAAACACAGAGUUACUAAUUAAUUAUUAUAUCGAGAUGUACGGGAAAGACAUCCAAAUAGUUAAAAUGGGGUCGAAUAUGUUUUCACGGGGAGCCGCCUUGACCGAGGGACUCAAGCUCUGCGAUAGCGACGACCUUGUCUUCUUCAUUGACGUGGACAUGAUGUUCAACCACGAGAGCCUUCGUCGAAUAAGAAUCAACACAAUAAAAUAUAACCAAGUUUAUUUCCCAAUAGUGUUUAGUGAGUACAAUCCAGAUGUAGUGAACGGUGAUGAUUAUAAUAAAGUUAAAGGCGAAACUCUGUUUGUGGACACUGAAUUGGAGAAGUUUAUUGAUGACGAAGAAACAGUGAGAACGGACAGAGAAUUGGCGAAUUUGAAGUACAGCCGGGAAAUAACUGAUGAUACGGGCUAUUUCAGGCAGUACGGUUUUGGUAUUUUAGCUAUUUAUAAACGUGACUUCGAACGGAUAGGGGGAUUCGAUUUGAACAUUAAGGGUUGGGGUCUAGAAGACGUGCAGCUGUUUGAAACGCUAAUUAAAUCAAAUUUAACGGUAUACAGGAUAGCUGACGAGACUCUAGUCCAUAUAUUCCAUUCGGUUGACUGUGAUAAAAAUUUAGAGAAGAGCCAGUUCAAGAUGUGUCUGGGAACGAAGGCAUCGACUUACGGCAGUGAAAAGCACAUGGCGUAUUAUAUGCUAAACCACCCUGAUGUCCUGUGGCCGCCACAAGAUAAACCGGAAGCGGAAGCGGAAGUGGUGGAAGAGAAACCUAAGGAAAAGAACGAGAAAGGUGCCAGGUAGUACAGGGUCGCUUAGGUUAGGUGCAGUCAAACUUAGGUAUUUAUAAUAGUUUUGAGGGGACUCUUUGUGUGCUAUAUAAAUGGGAUCCUAGUUUACUAGCAAAUCGGAUACCACAUCAUACGUAAGCUAGUUAGACAGGUAUGCCAUUCAAAACUCAAAACAAAACAAGCAAUUAUGUAAUCAAAAUCGUUUUUCAGUUGAAAUAAUAGCCGUAGCAGAGGCCAUAAACUUUCACGUUGACUUUUUGAUAAUUGGAUUUCUAAAUACAUCAAAGUUACAACUAUUAUUUCGUCAGGAAUUCUGGACCUUUAUAUAACUAUGUAUCUUUAAGUAUAGUGCUGUUAGAGUUACUGUAAAAUAUCCUAAUUCAUAAUGACUCGCUAGGAAUUUAUUUCUCUAUAAAUAUUUACUAAGUCACAGCGUCAAUUAAUUGUUAUUCAUGUGCCUUAUUCUAUGACAGCUGUUUUUUUUUCUUCAUGAAAUGCAAAUUUGUAAUAUGUUUUGGUUAUUUCUGGAAUUCACGAAUGUAAGUUUUGUUUAUGAGGGCUUCUUUUUGUAAUAUAGACAUCAAAACGAAUUUUGACAAAUCCUGUGAACUUUUUAUAAAUUCGGUUUUACAAGUAGACCUCUGAGUUUGGAGAAAAUAACUGAAUGAGCUAAUUUAAUUCACUUUGAAAAUUAUGUUAAAAACUUUUGGAAUUUUAUUACGUUUUUAAUAUAAUCUGUUAUGUCGUAGAGGGAAGGGGGUGACAAGACUCACCUCACACGUUCGAUGGUAUAGAAUUAUUUUAAAAAAAACAUAUUUCUAAAAAAAUCUAGCAAAAUUCGUGAAACAAAAUGCUUUAUCUAGUAAAACCAAUUUCUAAUUUUUUAUCACUCCUAUUUAUUUAUUAUAUUUUUUUAUUACCGGUGGAUACGUUUAUUCGAACUCCUUUCAAUACGAGACCGGUGGGACUUCCUGAAUUAAUAAAAUCAAAUUUCAAUGGAAUCUUAAAAUUUUUCAUCCUGUUCUUUCUGAAAUUUUAACUCGCUUUGAAACACACAAAUAUAACUUUUAUGGCCUUAUUAAUGAACGUCUCGUUACUGUUUAUUUUGAAGUUUCAAUUGUGUUGUAUAAGAAUUAAAUUAAAGUAAAUAAAAACGGAUAUUUUUUCCUCCAACGGGCGCUUUGCCCCCUGUGCUGUUGACACGCCUCCGCCCGGCGUCUCCGCAGUCCUAGCUUACAACGAAUCAUGUGUUCUUCGAUGUUUCGUGAAGGCGUCAAUAUAAAAACAGUCCGGUCAAACGUUCAAGUUUGUUCAUUAGGCUGUUUGAAUUCGACAAGACGCGAAUUUUCCAAUACAUCCCCAGCUGGUUGGUCACGGAUAUUGUCCGCUCCGCUUGUUGUGUAAAAUAUACUUCACAUGUAAAUAUGAUCAGUUGUUUACAGUUAAAAUGUAUAUAUAAGUGACGGGUUCGUAAUUAUCUUUUUAUAUGCUUUUGUAUAGAAACAUAAAUUUAAAGCUAUUUCAAAUCAGCAAGGCGAUUUAUAUAAAUGCUUAGGAAAUAUUGAAGGCCGAAGCUAUGCCUGUUGAAAAUUAGCACUGUUGAUAUUCUUAUGACGCCCUUCAUGCGGCCAAUGAUCGGAGGCGCUGGCGGGACAUCACAAGGAGUAAAAUCAUGUCGAAUUAUAAUGGUCACGACCCUCAGCAGUGAGGAAACGACGCGAGGAGGAGGAUAUUCUUAUGAUACACGAUGACUAAUUCGAUCAUGCUCGACGAAGUCAAUAAACAAUGUAUCUUUCCAGCUCAUCAGUUAUGAUGUGAUUUAUUUUGUUUGAUAUAAAAAUUGGAGAUUUGAUUUUUGUAAUUCUCAUGUAAGAGUACUGACUAAUCGUUUGGAAUACGGCCAUGAACGCUCUGCCCGGAAAAGUUCCACUUAAACAAUUUAUAGACAAUGCUAUGCGACCUCAUUACGAGAGAAAAACUAUAGAUCAAGCCCGAAAAUUUAUCGAAUUCGUAAUGUAAAUGUAUCGAGUUCUCGAUACGGAAACUACUUUUCCUCUCAGGCUUUCCGACUCUCAUGUAUUAGUCGUCGCUGUGAUGAAUAACAGUAGCGGGAGAGAGUGCUACAUUUUUGCAUAAUAUAGGUCUUUUACAGGGAAUGUUUUAAUGAAGUCUAACCGAAAGCGAAGAUGUAACUAAAAAUCAUGUUUCAAAAUUAAUGUUUCAUUAAUUUUUACGUCACACUGCGUUGAAAAUGAACAGACAAGAAUUUGCGCUCAGUGUGCUUAGUGCGAGUUUUUUAACGUUCUCGAUAGCGUAAAAGUUAACCCAAUUUUGUAUGCAGUUGGAACAGCGCCCCUAGCGGCAAACGUACGCAAACGAUCCCAUUCCAUACAGAUUAUAUGAGCUAACUUCUACGCUAUCGAGCACGUUAAAAAACUCUCACUAUGCACACUGAUCUCUGAAGGUAGCGCGAGAUCCUGUAAUACGAAGCUACUAAAACGUCAAGUAUGAUUUCAAGUCAAGCCAAGUAUGUUCUGUUAAGGCUUCCAGUCAUUCCUGAUCCGGGAACGGUCAUUCGCAUCAUCUAUUUUCAUAUCCGUCUAAUUGUGAUGUUCUAUCCAAUAAAUUCAUUAUUCCUUUCUCGGUCGCGUUAGCAAUUGAUGUAAGGUUUCUGAUAGUACACAAUCGAAAAUCAAAUUUGUGUUAUGAUAGAUACGGUUUUAAAUGUCUGUCUCUGGUGCAUCGUUCUUUUGAUCUCUUCUACACAUAAUAAUUUAAUAAUUUUCUUUAAAAGCUGCGAUUCGUCGAUAUUGUCAGUCGAAUAUAGAUUUUAUCGUAUUUGAAUGCGAGUUCAAUUUACAAUGAAGCUGUAAAUCGAACUACGUUCAAGUAAAAGCAUUUAUAAAUAUAGAUAGAAUAAUUUUACAUUUUCUGUACAUUGUUAUUUUGUUCCUAAUUAGUGAAAACAAAUUUUCUUAAUUUUAUGUAGAUUUAUCGAAAAUAGGUUUUGCACUUGUCUUUUGAAUUUGAUUUUAAUUUAUUCCAAAUGUUAAUUGCAUUAAAACGUGUAUAGGUAUUUUAUAACAAGUGCAAAAUUAAUGAAAAAAUUGUGGUAAAACGAUUGUGUUGAUAAAACAUUGUUUUGUUACAAUUUUGUUUGUAGUGUAAGUAAAUAAAUAAAUUAAUUGUUUUUUUUUUUAAUUGUAAACAUAAAUUAAACACAUAUGCAUAUCGAAUAUGCCUUAAAAUUAUUUUCAACAACUCACAUUCUGGUUGUGAAUUCUGAAGGUAAGAAAAUUAAAAAAAAAAACUUAAGGCGAUAUUACUUAUACUUACUUAAGGUAUUUUAAUUAAAUUACAAAUUACAAUAUGCAGAUUAAAUUAUAAUAAGAUAAAACAAUUUUACAGAACAUUUAUCACGAAAGUGCUCACUAAGUGCCAAUCGUUUAGUAUUAAGUAGUGAAGAAGCAUUUUUAUUCAUUUACGUCGACCAGUUUCGGAGGUUGAAUUCCAUAAAUAUUGUCAGAAUUGGCAGAAUGAUAGAACUGCCUAUCUAUAUAUUAAUACGUGAAGCAAAAACUUUGUAUCCCUUUUUACGAAAAUUGCGCGGACGCAGGAGUAUGAAAUUUUCCACACUUAUAGAGAAUAUAGAGAAGAAGUGCACAAUGCUAAUAUUUUUUUAAAAUAAUGCAUAAAAGAUACAUUAAAUCAAUAAAGAAAACAUUACAUACACUACAUACCAUGUAUUUGACGCACACACGCAUGCAUACUAUUUAUUGUCAAACUUUUGUUCUUGACGUCUGUUGUCAAAUUGAGAAUAGAUUAAAUAUUGUUUGUCUUUGUUAAUAUUUUUAUAGUGUAGUCUUGGCGAAAUUUGUGAGUAUAGAAGUAUAAAAUACAAUCAUAAUAGUGUACAAACUUACAAUUCCAAUUAAUUAUAGUCGAAUUUCGACUACUGCGGGACCUCUAGUAUAAGUUAAAGUUUGUCGCAGUUCACAAUUGAUGUACAUGUUACCGCCAAUAUAACGUUUCAAUUGAAGUGUUCUAUGUGUUGAGGUGAAGCAACAAUUUGAGAUAAAUCUUAGAGCCUAUAGUAGAAUUAUUUUGUCCAUGCAGUUUGGGUCAUAAAAAGUCAGAGCGGUGAAGCGAGUAUUUCGUUCUCUCUUCCACUCACGAGCCUUAUGGACGGGCAUAGUGAUGCGCAUUAUUGUUGUCGAUAAGUGUUAUCGAUAGUGUAUUUAGUUUUGUCAUUUUGUGUGUUAGUGAUAAAAAUGAAAGAAAAAAUCACUAAUCGAACACUUACACCACGUAUCGCCGCAGCAAGUUAACGAGAACGGCAGAAAUUAACACUUUGUAACUUUUCGGGAUUUAUUCUUAUUUCAGUGAAAAUUUUUAAUACAUUGUUCAUAACAACACUUGCAAAUAUUAUUUUGAAUAAAUUCUGUCGUUUUGAUACAAAACAAAGGAGUAGCCAUUGUGUCACUAAAGAAAUUCAGAGAACGAAUGCAUAAAAACACAUUUCUCUUCGACAUAAUGUACUAUAAUUUGCAGGUAAGUACAAAUGACUCAUAAUAUAACAAUGUCUCACCACCCUUCGUAUACCACCCCGCCGCCGUGUACCUGCAUUCGAUGACUCAUUUGUUUUUAUCGAUAAUGGCGUUGCGCUCGCGACAUGCUCACCGCCCCAGCCGGGCUAUGUUUUAUGACCCAAACUGCACGGAUAAAAUAACGCUACUAUAGUUAAUAAGUUCGGUGCGUAACGUGCGUAUUUUUUAAAAGACUUACUUAUCUACGCCGUCAAUACAAAUGUACAAUAUGUUAACUAUUUAAUAUUAAAUUUCCUUCGAAACUUGUCGACUCGAAAAUGUUGAUGUUAUUUUGAAUAUUUUCAGUUUCGUUUUAAUUAAAUUCAUGUGUUAUCGUCUGUAUUAGAGAAAUGUGAUUUUUUUUUUUUGGUAAUUCGAUCCAAGUAAUUGAAAUUAUUAUGAAAAUAAAUAUAUUUUUGUGCAUAA
Bombyx mori (domestic silkworm) is the source of this 9351-nucleotide messenger RNA. It is a transcript of the gene Chsy, whose product is annotated as chondroitin sulfate synthase 1. The record is from RefSeq and is a predicted model, not a curated record. Gene Ontology annotation, cellular component: Golgi cisterna membrane. Bases 1692 to 4352 code for a protein of 886 amino acids. Gene Ontology annotation, molecular function: glucuronosyl-N-acetylgalactosaminyl-proteoglycan 4-beta-N-acetylgalactosaminyltransferase activity. The transcript has 6 exons. Lineage: Eukaryota; Metazoa; Arthropoda; Insecta; Lepidoptera; Bombycidae.